This is a messenger RNA of Etheostoma spectabile (orangethroat darter), 1918 nucleotides long. RefSeq names its product magnetosome-associated protein MamJ. The coding region runs from base 261 to 1382 and encodes 373 amino acids. The record is from RefSeq and is a predicted model, not a curated record. The transcript is spliced from 2 exons. NCBI's taxonomy places the organism in Eukaryota, Metazoa, Chordata, Actinopteri, Perciformes, Percidae.
UUUGAUUGAGUAAAACGAGUAGUUUUAUUUGGAGAUGUUUACUUACGUUUGUUAAAUCAAUCUGGCUCGGAAAGUGUAGUCGCCUGGGGUUGGUGUACGGCACGCGCCUAGACCGGGAACGCGCAUUUGCAGGAGUCUUCUCCACUGGUGCGCGCUUCGACAGACAGUUUGACGUGCGUCUUCUCCAAGUUGGGAGUGCGACAUCCUCUGCUACGUUAAUUACUCUUACUGAAACGCAAAAAAAGUUCAAACGGUGCAUCAUGGGAAACCAACUAAACAGGCGAGGAGCCCCAGCCAACAGUUCUGAAACUGCUGACACUGAACAGGAGCCUGCACAACCAGCAGAAGACUCCGGGCUGACAUUGACUCAGGAGGCCAUUCAGGCAGAGAAUCUAGAUGUGGUGAUGGGGGAGCCAGUAACACUAAUGGCAUGUUUACCCACUGAAGAAUGUUUCUCAGAGUGUCAAGUGACAGAGGCUCCUGCUGCCUCGGACCCAUUGACUGAACCAGAGCCUGUGGCAAAGGAAACCCCAGCUCCAGUCCAACCUGAGCCUCUGGUCAGCCGACCAUCACCUCCAGAAUCCGAUCCAAAACCUGUUGCUAAAGCUCAGCUUGCUUCAGAGUCAGUUCCCAAACCAGAGCCAGUGCCCGAACCAGAGCCAGUGCCCAAACCAGAGCUACUUCCUGAACCAGAGUCAGUUCCAGAACCAGAGCCAGUUCCCAAACCAGAGCUAGUUACCGAACCAGUUCCCGAACCAGAGCCAGUGCCUGAACCAGAGCUAGUUACCGAACCAGUUCCCGAACCAGAGCCAGUGCCUGAACCAGAGCUAGUUACCGAACCAGAGUCAGUUCCCAAACCAGUGCUAGUUCCCGAACCAGUGCCUGAAGCAGAGUCAGUUCCCGAACCAGAGACAGAAGUUGAGACAGACCCUGAACCCAUCUUAGAGUCAGUACAAGCCCCAGCUGAGGUUCUGAAGGGGAAGACAGACCUGCUUAGCCAAGAGUCUCUCCCUGAACCAGUGAUUUCUUCACCCCCAUUAAUCGACCUGGGUGUCCCUGACAUAACUCCCCAACCUAUUGACAUUCCGGUUUCCAUCACCGCCCCAGUUCAUGCAGACGAGCCCUCAGACAUCCCGGUGACCAAAGAAUGCCAAGAGAGUGCCGAGGUUAAAGAGAGUGAGGACACAUCGGAACCUCUGGAAAAGCUGAUGGGGGUGGAGGCUGCAGGGAAUUUGGAGCAGCUUGUGAGCGACAUCAACGAGGAAAGUGUUUGUGGACUGCUGAAGAACUUAGAGCUGAAAGGAAAUGACCUGGCCGAUGACCUCAUUCCCACUGAUGUCGAGAUCGCUGAUUCCAUGAGCACUUCCACUGAGCUGAUGUGAAACCAUGGAAAAGGAUUCAUUAAAUAAGUGAAUGGAUAUUUGUCUGUGAAACCCUCUUUAACAGUUACAUGACUUCUGAAAGAAACACAGAUGCAAUGUUUUUACAACUUACUUUAGUGACCUUAUAAAGGCAAAAAGGUAUUUCUCUUUCUAAAUGAACCAAAUGUGCCAAAAGGUGUUUUGGUGGGGCGUUAACACCACAGGGGUUAUUUUCAGUGUACUUUAGUGUAUUGCUGGACAAUAGAAUUGUAUUGCUUUCUCUAUGCAAGUGCACCAAGAAAGAAUUUAAAUGAAUUUCUUUUGAUUGAAAAAUAAAGCCAUUGCUAUAUAUAACAACGCCUGACAGAAAAAGGUUAAAGGCAUGUUGAUCAAGAAAAACGUGAAAAGCAAAAGCUUUUUGAGGAGGAUUUGUGCUUCAAGUGAAUGCAAAACAAAAGGCAAGGGACAAUAGCAAUGCAACCAAGAUGGAGACAGUAUGUGCAUACCGCUUUAUAGCAGAAUACAAGUGUCCAAUAAACAUUUAUGCCUUAACAUAA